UCCUCUCGACUUCGCCGCUGCUGCUGCGUAAAGGACGUAAAGUCCAGGCUCAUCAUAUUUGCGCUCUCGUGUUUCGUCAGUGAUGCACUAUCCCGUGCCUUCCCCCCCUACGAGGCAUGUCUCCUCCACACCACACCACUCCAGCUUCCUCGCAUGACUGUACCGCGCCGUGGACUCUUCCUCGCUGAACGCGCUCCUCCAGCCGCACGUCUGGUGUUCGUCCGGCCCACCGCAGCCGCCCGGCAGCUGUGCCCUCUGCUCCUGAAGGCAGUCCUCGCCAUGACCUCCCCUUCCUCCAGUACUGCCCAAAUUCGCUAAAUGGGAUUCGUGGCUGGCCCGAGGUUUCCACAGCAACUGGCCAUCCGCUUCCAUUAUUCUUCUAAUGAGGACAGCCUCACGGAUUUAACUCGCUUCCUCGCUGCGCGUCUCUGAUUUUUGGGCUGAAUCUCAAGACGCGUCAAAGGUCUGCACAUGGGGGCGGGCAAGAGCAAGCCCAAGGAGCCGGGCCAGCGCUCCAUGAGCCUGGACGGGACCAUCGGCACAGGCUCGGACAGCGGGCACUUCCACCACUUGGGCCCUGCGCAGCAGACUCAAACCCCCAACAGGAGCCCUGCGGUGGGGACAGGCAGGAGGGUGCAUCAAGGGCAGCACCAGCAUGCCCCGACAAACACUCCUGAGAUGGCUCUGUUUGGUGGGGUGGACCACACGGGAACCAUCACCUCGCCUCAACGUGGACCUCUGUCAGGAGGUGUCACUACUUUUGUAGCGCUGUAUGACUAUGAGUCACGGACAGCGUCUGACCUGACCUUUAGGAAAGGCGACAGGCUGCAGAUUGUCAACAACACAGAAGGAGACUGGUGGCUCGCUCGCUCAUUAACGACAGGAGAGAGCGGAUACAUCCCGAGCAACUACGUGGCUCCUUCUGACUCCAUCCAAGCAGAAGAGUGGUAUUUUGGGAAGAUCACUCGGCGCGACUCAGAGAGGCUUCUUUUGAACUUGCAGAACAGACGAGGAACCUUCCUGGUGAGAGAGAGCGAGACCACGAAAGGGGCAUACUGCCUGUCAGUGCUGGAUUAUGACAACACCAAAGGCCUGAAUGUUAAACAUUACAAGAUCAGGAAGCUGGACAGUGGCGGAUUCUACAUCACCUCCCGCACCCAGUUCACCAGCCUGCAGCAGCUAGUCUUCCACUACCGCAAGCACUCUGAUGGUUUGUGCCACGCUCUGACAGAUGUGUGUCCUGUGGCCAAACCUCAGACCCAGGGACUGGCCAGAGACGCCUGGGAGAUUCCCAGAGAGUCCCUCCGCCUCGACCUCAAACUAGGACAGGGCUGCUUUGGAGAAGUCUGGAUGGGUACGUGGAACGGUACAACACGGGUAGCCAUUAAGACACUAAAACCUGGCACCAUGUCUCCAGAGGCAUUUCUUCAGGAAGCUCAGGUCAUGAAGAAGCUGAGGCACGAGAAGCUGGUGCAGCUUUACGCUGUCGUGUCUGAGGAGCCGAUCUACAUCGUGACUGAAUACAUGAGCCAAGGUAGCUUACUGGACUUCCUCAGGGAUGCAGGAAAGAUGCUUCGUCUGCCUCAGCUGGUCGACAUGGCCGCUCAGAUUGCAGCAGGCAUGGCCUACGUGGAGAGGAUGAACUACGUCCACAGAGACCUGCGUGCUGCAAACAUCCUGGUGGGAGACAGUCUGGUGUGUAAAGUAGCCGACUUUGGUCUGGCAAGACUCAUCGAAGACAACGAGUACACAGCGAGGCAGGGAGCUAAGUUUCCCAUCAAGUGGACGGCACCGGAGGCAGCUCUGUACGGUCGAUUCACCAUCAAGUCUGACGUCUGGUCCUUUGGUGUGCUGCUCACAGAGCUGGCAACUAAAGGCCGAGUCCCCUAUCCAGGUAUGGUUAACCGUGAAGUGCUGGACCAGGUGGAGCGCGGCUACAGGAUGCCCUGCCCGUCUGAGUGCCCCAGCUCCUUACACGAGCUCAUGCUCUCCUGCUGGAGGAAAGACCCAGAGGAGAGGCCGACGUUUGAGUACCUGCAGGGCUUCCUAGAGGACUACUUCACCUCCACAGAACCCCAGUAUCAGCCAGGGGAGAACCUAUAGAACCACACUGAACCAAACCUUGGGAGGGGGGAACCUCUACACUGAACAAUCUGCACUAAAUGACCUCAGAGGAGAACCUGCGGGAGGAUCUGAGCCUGUGAAACUCACCUGAGAGGAACUCGAGAUUCUUCUGUAGGAGUAAAACCGAGAGAGAAACUGUUGAAGCUAUCAUGUGCCAUAAAGGAACUGCUACAGAAGAACCUGGAGGUCCUCCUCUCUGCAAGCUCUCACUGUUUACUCAGUUUCCCUGCAGGAGUGAGACAUCAGGCUGUGAAAGGGAACUCCUGCUGGACCAACUCUGGCUCUGAUUUGACUGGGGGAAUUAUACAUUUGUGGGUAAAUGUUCCUGAGAGGUACGACUGCUGUGGGAGGAACCCAAUCAGGAUUUCAGAUGGAUCAAGAGGAAAAGAAUAACCUCCAGACGAAGAGAGAAGGUCAGGGGAGGUUGUUUCAAUGAGACAUUUAGCGAACCCUCCCUCUUUCCCUCUUCUGUCAUGUCUCUCCGCCCUCGUCUGGUCCCCUGCUCUGCCCACAGGACAGCUCCUCCCGCUGUGGCUCAGGUGCAAAAGUCAAAUCUGUCUCCUCUCCAAACGUCCUUUAUGUCCCUUCUGCCUCUCUUCCUCUAGUUUUCUGUCUGACUUUAGUAUCUCUCCUUCAGUUUUUUUCUCAAGUGCUGCUUCUUCAAAGUGUCUCCAAAAAAAACUCAGCUCUGGAACUCGACUUUGCAUCUUGAUUUAGGUUUAUUUGGACAAACUGUGUCCUGUAUUUGAAGGUUUUUGUUCAGUAGCAAACAGAGACCCCUAGUUUUCCUGAUUCUUUCUGUGAUUAUGAGUAGGAAAAGCUAUUGGAGCCUCUAUUAAGGUAGUGCUGAGGUAACUGUGCUCAGCAGGCUGAUCCUGUAACACUGAAAAUUAGGUUAAUUGAAUUAAAACUUGAGGCCUUCUCUUGUUUAACCCUCCUCCUCUUCUCUUGCUGUAUUUGUCCUCAUACAAUCAGCCGGAUCAAACCUCGACUAUUAAAACUACUUUUGAUGCAG
Molecule: messenger RNA, 3139 nt
Organism: Notolabrus celidotus (New Zealand spotty)
Lineage: Eukaryota; Metazoa; Chordata; Actinopteri; Labriformes; Labridae
Product: proto-oncogene tyrosine-protein kinase Src-like
Biological process (GO): osteoclast development; protein phosphorylation; innate immune response
Cellular component (GO): extrinsic component of cytoplasmic side of plasma membrane
Molecular function (GO): ATP binding; growth factor receptor binding; non-membrane spanning protein tyrosine kinase activity
Source: RefSeq, a predicted model, not a curated record